Messenger RNA from Colletotrichum karsti, 732 nucleotides. Its product is annotated as putative GNAT family acetyltransferase. The coding region runs from base 1 to 732 and encodes 243 amino acids. The record is from RefSeq and is a predicted model, not a curated record. The transcript has a single exon. Gene Ontology annotation, molecular function: acyltransferase activity, transferring groups other than amino-acyl groups. NCBI's taxonomy places the organism in Eukaryota, Fungi, Ascomycota, Sordariomycetes, Glomerellales, Glomerellaceae.
AUGUCGACCCAUGUUGUUGUUCAGCCGGUCGAUAGCCCUGAAGACUUCACCCAGAUUUAUCACUGCAUAAGCGAAGCAUUCGGCCGUCAAAUCAAAGACUCAAUAUGGAUUGCCAUGAAUUCCAACUGGAACUCUCCUGAGGGCCAGAAAGAGGGCGCUACUAAGCUCUUUCAGCGCUGGCAAUCUGCGAAUAAGAACAAGGACGGCCGUCCCAACACAGUUAUGUUGAAGGCAACUCUACCAGAUCCCCAAGAUAAUUUCAAGCUCAAAAUUGUCGGCGCGGCCAUCUGGACUCAAGCCUCUUUCGUAGAGGGUCACGGCGAUCCACCGACGGAUAGCCCUGCUGGACUGGCAGCUCUGUCUCCAACCGAGAGACGCUUCGCUAGCCAGAUGUUCCGCUCGUUGUGGAAACGUCGUGUUUCUCUUGCCCAGGAAAAGGCGAAAUCGGAAUCGCCAGCCGUAUUUACGCUCGAUACGUGUGCCGUCGACCCAGCCUUCCAGCGAAGAGGUGUCGCAGGAAAGCUGGUGGCAUGGGGCCUCGAGGAGGCAGAGCGCAGAGGCGGAUUGGAGUGCAUCACUGAGGCUUCACCUAUGGGACGGGUUGUGUACAAAAGACUUGGAUUCAGAGCGGAGGGCGCCGAAGAAGAUCUCGUGUAUGAGGUUGAUGAGGAAUUCCGGAAUCGGGAUAAGCCGGAGAUAUUGUUUAUGCGUACUUGGGCUGGUAAGGUGUAG